UCGUAUUCCGAUUUCCAAUAUUAUACAAACAAAAGCUUAGCUCAACUGCGUCAAGGUUCCUACUUCAAAUUCAUCUCUCUUUUUCUUUCUUACUCAUGCCAAAUAUUACUUUGGAACCCUAAACUCUACUCGAUAUUCAACAAAAAAGGUGAGGUCCGUAUUUAGAUGUUCCCUUUCCUUUCAGUUGGUACUUCAAAAAAAGUAUUGUUUAAAAAAGUAAUUAUUCACUAAAAAAAUUUGAUCUUUGACUUCUAAGAUCUUGCCAAAUGCAACCCAACAAAAUGUUGAAGAAGCUCAAAGGAAAUUUCAAAAAAUUCAAAACCUUAAUCAAUAAGACCUUCAACUACUCUUCUUCUUCUUCUUCAUCAUCAUCUAAACGCUAUAAAUUCUCUUCUUCACCAUCUCCUCCUCCGUUAUCACCUCCACCGCCGGAAAUGUCGUCACCCUCGCAACCUUUCUGGCAAUCACCGCCACCCGUCGCCGCCCUCUUCCCUCAAACGCAAUCCACCGUUCUUCCCGACCCUUCAAAUUUCUUCGCCCCUCACCUUCUUUCCUCUCCUCUUCCCACAAAUUCCUUCUUCCAGAACUUCACCGUAAAAAAUGGCGAUCAGCCGGAAUAUAUUCAUCCAUAUCUAAUCAAAUCCUCCCUCUCCACUGUAUCAAUUUCAUACCCUUCGAUGUUCUCAAACUCCGCUUUCGGUUUUCAGGUUUUUAAUGCCGAUUGGACUGUCUCUGAAAAUCCUUCCUCUGUUUCGCAAAAACCUCAUAUAAUCUCUUCGUUUAGUGAUCUUAGUCUAACUCUUGAUAUUCCUUCUGGUAAUCUCCGAUUCUUCCUCGUUCGAGGAAGUCCAUUUAUGACGUUCGAGGUUUUCAAUAAUACCCAAAUUUCAAUCUCCACCAUUCACGCUAUUCUAUCGUUUUCGUCCAAUAGUUCGUUGACGAAAUUCACUGUCACUCUUAACAACAAUCAGACAUGGCUGAUUUAUGCAUCGUCGCCGAUUAAUUUGACGCACAGUCUCUCGCAGAUUACUUCCGGUGGAUUUUGCGGCAUCGUCCGAAUCGCGGUUUUGCCGAACCCACAUUGCGAAACGAUCCUUGAUCGGUUUUCUUCUUGUUACCCUGUUUCAGGUGAGGUGAAUUUCAGAAACCCUUUUAGUUUGGAGUAUAAAUGGGAGAAGAAGGGGUGGGGUAAUUUAUUAAUGCUCGCACAUCCUCUUCAUCUCCGUUUACUUGCCGGUGAUGGUUCCGGCGCUGUUGUUCUUGAUAAUUUCAAGUACAAGAGUAUCGACGGCGACCUCGUCGGCGUCGUCGGUGGCUCGUGGGUUUUGAAACCUGACCCUGUUUAUGUAACUUGGCAUUCAAUCAAUGGCGUUGGAGAGGAAUUUCACAGUGAAAUUAUCUCUGCGCUUGUGAAAGAUGUUGAGGGCUUGAAAUCUUCACCCAUUACAACAACAGCGUCUUAUUUCUAUGGAAAAUCGAUUGCUAGAGCUGCAAGGCUCGCAUUGAUUGCUGAGGAGGUGAAUUAUCUGCAGGUGAUUCCUGAAGUGAGGAAGUUCUUGAAAGGAGCUAUUGAGCCAUGGCUGCUUGGGACUUUUAAUGGUAAUGGGUUUCUUUAUGAUGGGAAAUGGGGUGGUCUUGUAACUCAACAAGGGUCUCAUGAUUCUGGUGGCGAUUUUGGAUUUGGAGUUUAUAAUGAUCACCAUUACCAUAUUGGUUAUUUUCUUUAUGCCAUUGCUGUUCUGGUGAAGAUCGAUCCAGCUUGGGGAAGAAAGUUUAAGCCUCAUGCUUACUCUUUGAUGGCGGAUUUCAUGAAUUUGAGUAGGAGAUCUAACUCGAUGUUCCCACGUUUGAGAUGUUUCGAUUUGUAUAAACUACAUUCAUGGGCUUCGGGGUUAACCGAGUUUGCAGACGGUCGAAAUCAGGAGAGUACAAGUGAGGCUGUGAAUGGUUAUUACUCAGCAGCUUUGUUGGGUUUGGCUUAUGGAGAUACUCAUCUUGCUUCCAUUGGAUCAACACUAACAGCUUUGGAGAUCAAGGCUGCUCAAACAUGGUGGCAAAUCAAGGAAGGGGAUAAUCUUUAUGAAGAAGAUUUUGCAAGAGAAAAUAAGGUUGUUGGAGUUUUGUGGUCUAACAAAAGAGAUAGUGGUUUGUGGUUUGCUCCUCCUGAUUGGAGAGAAUGUAGGCUUGGGAUUCAGGUGCUGCCAUUACUACCCAUCACUGAGAUUUUGUUCUCUGAUGCUGACUUUGUUAAGGAGCUUGUGGAUUGGACGUUGCCUUCUUUGGGAAGGGAAGGAGUUGGGGAAGGAUGGAAGGGAUUUGCUUAUGCUUUGCAGGGCAUUUACGAUAAAGAUGGGGCGUUGGAGAAGAUUAGAAACUUGACAGGGUUUGACGAUGGGAACUCGCUCUCUAAUCUGUUGUGGUGGAUUCAUAGUAGAGGAGGAGGAGAUGAAGUUGAAGGCUGUGGUGGUGGAUGGAAACAUUGGUGGUUUAGCCAUUAAUCAAGUGAACUCAGAUUCGAUAUCUGCGACAUGAAACGUAUUGAAUCCAAUCGAACUAAACCAAUGGCAAACCCAUUUGAAUACACUGAAAAUGAAACAAUCUACAGAUUCAUCUCAUUCACUUUACACAUACUGAUACAUUGAAACAUGUGGUUUUAGAAGUGCUGGAUUACUUUACUUUAUAGAUUCAUUUGGUGCUGAUCAUUCUAUUGGAAUUGAAGAAUGAAAAUGGCAGGUAGAGGAAGCAAAUGAAGUGUAUUUCUUUCGAGCAAAUUUCUUGUGCAGUUCAUUUUCUUUUGGCAGGCUCUUGUGUGUUUGAGCUUGAUUCUUCUUCUGUUGUUAAUGCCAAUUCUUGUGCAUUUCAUAUUGUUUUUAUGUUUGAUACAAAUAAAAGAAUUGUAUUAUUUCUCUGGUAAUGGAAAAAAGAAAAAGGAGAUGAAUAAAAGUUUAUGUGAAUAUUUUUUGUUUUGCUGAUUCCA
Messenger RNA from Cucumis melo (muskmelon), 2977 nucleotides. RefSeq names its product probable endo-1,3(4)-beta-glucanase ARB_01444. Gene Ontology annotation, molecular function: endo-1,3(4)-beta-glucanase activity. The coding region runs from base 267 to 2498 and encodes 743 amino acids. Lineage: Eukaryota; Viridiplantae; Streptophyta; Magnoliopsida; Cucurbitales; Cucurbitaceae. The transcript has a single exon. The record is from RefSeq and is a predicted model, not a curated record.